Messenger RNA from Owenia fusiformis, 2502 nucleotides. The record is from the annotation of a GenBank genome assembly. Lineage: Eukaryota; Metazoa; Annelida; Polychaeta; Sabellida; Oweniidae.
CUUUUUGGAGAUAAUAUAUCUGACAUAUCAAAACAUAAUGUAAAAAGCCCAUUAAAUGAAGUGAACAAAGCUGAAGUAAAGAAUCAAACUCGAACUUGACAAAAUGGCUGGAUCUAAAUUAACCUGCUGUAAAUGCCGUCUGAAUUUACUCUGGUCGAUUUGGUACUGUGCCCUAGUUCUUGGAGCGCAAGGAUAUCUGGUAUACAGAGCAGUGCAAAGGGUCCAGUAUUUUAACCAAGUAACAUGGCAACGGGACAAUAAACCAACAAUUCAAAUCGGGAUAUACAUCGGCUUUAUUGGACUAUCAGUACUUUGUAUGCCAUUUUUUGUCUGCUGCGCUCUUAUGAAAAUUGGAAACUAUGCGAACGAUGGUGUUAAACUUGGGAGAGACUAUGAAAAAACUCAAGGAGUUGGGGAGACUGACAGACCCAGUAGAUUGAAGUGUCUGUGGCAGUUGAUGGGGCCUCCAGCACAAUUUUUCCAUAUUCUGUCAGCAUUUCUGUUGCUAGUGCCAACAGUGUUCCUGGAGGGUGAAGAGGUCAAGCAAGGGAUGAAACAUCCAAAUGCUGCCUGGUCCUCCGAAUUGGGCUUUAUAUUCGGCAAUAGUGCCAAUGACCAUGUUAACCUCAAUGCAACAUCUGGUGGAGCAGCCCUAUUAGGGUCACCUGUAUACAGCAAUGUACCAUCCCCAGAGUGGUUCAACUAUGUUGCCUCCCUAUUGGUCCUCUCUGUGCGCUACCCUAGUGUCUUCUGGUACACAAACAAACCCUUCAGUGCGAUAUUCUCCAUUAUGCUACUCAUCAACACUGCCAUCUAUCUGUUAUCUCAUACUGGAUUUACUGUACUUUAUAAAUUAUCAUGCACAGCUGGGAAGCUGAAUCAAGAGAUUGGUACUGUGUUACCAAGCAGUGCCGUUGCCCUGCUUUACUUCUUCUCCAAUUCAGUCGUCUACUUCUCCAUGAUUGCUAUAUUUCUGUAUGGUUACUUUCACUAUAUGGAGCAUUUCAGGAAGUACCGAGCAGUUGUGCACUCCGCGUAUGUUAAACCAGCCAAUGAGGUUCAAAGUAGUUGUCUUGGUUAUCUACCCCAUAUCGUUGCCACGGUGAUGUUGUUGCUAAUGGCUGCUGGGAAGUCACCCCUUGUCUAUGACUAUGUUAGUGUGUAUAGAGAGACAUAUGACAGUCUCAUGCUUGCUUGCAUGAUUGCAGAUGUCUCCUUUAUGCUGCUCUGGGUUCUAAUGUGGUUUGGAUUCACACUGAAACUAAACUGGGUUUUCAAAGUGAGCAAUGGAGCAUUCAUUGAGCCAAAAACAAACCUGGUAUGUGGUUCCCAUGGAGAACAGCUCAAACCCCAAUCCCAACAAGCAACAGAGGAGGUUGCCCUGGCAACUGAUGCAGCAAAUAGGCAAAGUAGCAACCACACCAUUGCAGUUGUAGCUGAAACCAAUGAGGACUCAUUAGAUAGUUCAGAUCAGCCAGAAUCUUCUCAAUUACUGCAUCAGAACGCAACUCAGAGACUAAAACAAUCCAAGCUGAAUAAAGCACCAAACCAACGUGUCACAUUCGAAGAUGAUGAUACCAAAUUAAAACGUGUAGCUAAUGGUGUUAGACCUCCAACAACUGGAGAGGGGUCUGAUGUAAGGGCUGCUGGAAGUAGGAGGGUUACAGGGGGCAGCUGUCAGGAACUUUCAGCUACUUCCCCCAAUUUUAUAGGAACAUCUACCCCAGAGAAUACCCUAACAAGGCAAUAUAGACAUAGCCUGCGUAGUAAAUGUGGCCAGUACUUCUAUAGCGAUGAAAACUUAGGAGCAUGUAUACCCGAAGAAGAGGACAAUUUUAACCAUAAUGCAAUGAGUCAGAGGAACUCAAUCGCCAGGGCAUCUUUCCCAAGGACAGUCCCCACAGUAAUGCCACAAAGGAACAGUAGUGGUAGCAAUUAUGCUCAGUACAACAUAAGUAAUCCAAACAUAAACACAAACCAUCUUUAUGGUAACUAUGGCAACCCUGCAUUGUUACAUCAGUAUGCAAGCAAUAUGAAUCAGAUGCAACAAAUGCAAGCCCCAGCUUUACCACCAAAAAGAGGCACAAAGCGUAAUUACUCAGAUGAUAUCGUAGGAAACAACAAUGAAGGAUUUUAUGAAAAUAUUGUAAGAAAUGUACCAGUGGGGAAAUCUCCGAACCCAAAGCUAGGUUAUGCUGGGGCUAAUGCCUCUAUGGCAGUUCCCAAAAGGCAUCCAAUGUAUGACAGACUACCUGACCCCCCUAGGGAGUUAAAAAUUGUUAUGAGAGGUAAACAGAACAUUGGUCGACGUGAUUCAGCUAAUUAUUCAUUAACCUCAUCUCAGGAAACUUCUUCAACUGAAUCGGAAUCUCCUAAUAUGUUAUGUAGCCAAGUGUAGUGGAACAACUUUUGAUAAAAUAGAAAUCUGGUCAUGCAGUAAUAAACAAUUUUAUCUCCCCCAUUGAAUUGAACUAAUGCUUCAGUCACAUUUGAUAUAUGGCA